Molecule: messenger RNA, 3396 nt
Organism: Portunus trituberculatus (swimming crab)
Lineage: Eukaryota; Metazoa; Arthropoda; Malacostraca; Decapoda; Portunidae
Gene: Kaz
Product: E3 ubiquitin-protein transferase MAEA-like
Exons: 9
Coding region: 100-1266 (388 amino acids)
Biological process (GO): proteasome-mediated ubiquitin-dependent protein catabolic process
Cellular component (GO): GID complex; cytoplasm; nucleus
Molecular function (GO): protein binding; ubiquitin protein ligase activity
Source: RefSeq, a predicted model, not a curated record
AGCAGCGCCCCGCCCUAACUUCUCCGAACACGAGGCGGCCAUUUGUUUACACUGGUCAGCUGAGGCACAAAGAGGCCUCCCCAUCCAGAUACUUUCAGUAUGGCUGAUGUGUCUUCUAUAGAGCAUCCUACCCUAAAAGUUCCAUAUGAUGUCCUUAACAAGAAGUUUCGGCUGGCCCAAAAGACCUUAGACCGAGAGGUGUGUCAUGUGACCAGUGCUGUAACAGAACUUGAGCGAAUCCUCUUUACUGACAACCGUAGUGCCUCGCAAAUCUCGUCUCUACUGGGUGGGGUGGUGGAGAAGCUGUCUUCCUUCAAGCGCAAGGCUGAGGAGGCAACUCAGGAAGAAAUAGAGUCUGGACGGGUUGUGAAGCGGCGUGUGGACCACCUCAAGGACCAUGACUCCCUCAGCCCAUCUGUGGUGGCAGAGUGGAAGCGAACCCGCCUUGACCGUCUACUGGUGGAGUACUUGCUGCGUGCUGGCUGUUACUCUACUGCAACCAAGCUGGCAAGUUCCCGUGGCAUUGAGGGUCUGACAAACCUGGAUGUCUUCCUGGUGGCAAGGGAGGUGGAGCAGUCCCUCGCAUGCCAUGACACCUCCAAGUGCCUCUCCUGGUGCCACGACAACAAGAGUAAGCUGCGCAAACUCAAUUCCUCGCUGGAGUUUAACGUGAGGAUGCAGGAGUUUAUUGAGCUGAUCAGGAAUGACCGGCGCAUGGAUGCCAUCCGACAUGCCAGAAAGUACUUCACUGGGCAGGAGGCAGGACACCUGCCGUCAAUACAGCGUUGCAUGGCCUUGGUCGCUUUCCCAGCCAACACAGAUGUCAGCCCAUACAAGGAGCUGUUAUCUAAUGUUCGCUGGGACCAACUGAUUGAACAGUUCCGAGCUGAAAAUCUGAAGCUGUACCAGCUGUCUUCCCAGUCAGCAUUCUCUGUUGUGGUCCAAUCAGGUCUCUCAGCCCUAAAGACACCUCACUGCUACCGGGGAGCCACAGGCCACAACCCAGAUUGCCCUGUGUGCCAGCCCUCUCUCAACUCCCUGGCCUCUCCGCUCCCCUACGCCCACUGCUCCCAGUCCCGCCUGGUGUGUCACAUCAGUGGGGAACAGCUCAAUGAGAAUAACCAACCACUCAUGCUUCCCAACGGCUAUGUGUAUGGCCAAAAGGCACUGCAGCAGAUGGCUGAUGAGAACAAUGGCACCAUAGUGUGUCCACGAACUCGCCAGACCUUCAACAUCAGGGAUGCUGAGAAGGUGUUUGUCAUGUGAGGAGUGAGGAAGGCAUGGGAGAGCAAGGUGGCAAUCCCACCUGUGACAUGUGGAUGGCUUCAGUUGCUCAGAUGUGUUGCCAUAGUAAUGAUGAAUUCCCAGACCUAUGGUCUAUAAAUAUUUUUUUGGUUGCUUCAUAUAUAUUUUGUGAGUGUGUGUGUGUAUGUGUGUGUGUGUGUGUGUGUGUGUGUGUGUGUGUGUGUGUGUGUGUGUGUGUGUGUGUGUGUGUGCAUGCAUGCAUGCACAUGUAGGGAAAAAGAUCUUAAUCAUGCACAGAAAGAUAUUGUGCUUUAAAGAGUCAAGUAAACUUAACUGUCUGUGAACACAACCACUCAUGUGAAUGCUAAAUAUGAAUGACAUUAUAUGAUAAAAUACUGGCAUAAGUAUAUACAUUUGUCAUCUUGACACAAGUUUACUAGUGAGAUGAAUAAUUCUUUAUUGGUGUUUAAAAAGCAAAAAAUCAUGUAUGCAAAGCUCCAUAGGCUGGGGAAAGCUGUGGCUAAGGAACUUUUAUUAUGCUGAGAACAAGGCUUUACAUUUAUCACAUUGUGCUGAAGUGAAUAUUUUGCCAUUAUUUAUUAAUUUAGAUACCUUAAGAUUUGUAUUAGUGUUUUUUGCCCGAGUGUUUUACUACAUAUAUUUUUCUUAGUUUCUGCUGUUCACUUCAGCUGAUGAGAACCCUUAUUAGUGGUAUCAUUUAUUGGGUUUCUUUCUGCAAAGCAGAAUGAAGAUCUUUUUGUAAAGAAAUUAAACAUAUCAGUUAAUGUAGCUUAGUGAUUAUUGGUUAAAAGACAUGGAGAAUAUUUCAUAUAAGUUUAUACUUUCUGGUGUAGACAAUGACUGCAUGUGAUGUAUAUUUUGUACUAUUUUCUUCCUUGUGGAUUUUUUUUACAUUAAGAAUUUUAUGAACUGUUAUUUUCAUAGAAGCACUUUGAGAAAUGUAAUUGUGCAACUUCUGAUGUUUCAUUAUGAGCUCAGGAUAUUGUGUUUGUGUGCAUUAUAAGUGACUGUCGCUUCCUAUCUUCUUGAGAUGCACUGUUUAUUGGAGCCUUUUGUGGAUGUUCUUGUUCGUCCCUGUCAUCACCAACUCUUUCGGUUCCUGUAUGGCACAAACACUUAAUGUAAUGAAAUCAAACUUUUCAAGGGGCAGUUUGGUACUUUACUUUAUUCUUGCAUGUUUUUCCUAUGCUAUGUAAAGUUUGUUGUGGAAUAGUUUUUAUUACCAAUUUUCUUUUGCAUCAUGAAGUAAAUGGGGCACAAAAUGUUUAACUCUAGUGCACUUUGUUCUGGUGUUGAUUAUUUGAAAAGACAACAAAUGCUAUAUUAGUCUUACUUUUUUUUGCACAUCAUUGAUAUUUGUAAGCUGCAUACAGUAAAACAUCAUUAUGGGAAAUUUUCAGUUAUAUAGAAAGGAAGCUAUCUACUUAAUUGUAAUUGGAAAAAGCAACCUAGAAAUCAUAGCAAAAACGAAAACAAAAACCAAAAAAACAAACAAAUCAACCAAAGAUAAUCUCACACAAACUCACCUUCAACUAAUUUUUGUAUCUCAACAUCUUUUUCCUCCACAUUUAAUUGUUUUCUUGUAUUUAUUUACCUAUUUAUUUAUUAAUCUAACAGCUACACAUACUUUUAAAAUAUUCAUCUGAGAAUGUUUUGACUUGCUCUCACCCAGAAUAUGUACAGUGUUAGCCUGGCAGACAUAAAGGCAGGCAAGAGACAGUGAUGAACUAUUUUCUUAAUAUCUUGGACAGAAUCUCAUGGAAUUAUCCUCAUGCAUCAGACUUAUUCUAAGGCUGAGGCCAACAUGUGCUAUUAACAGGAGUUACCUACACUACUUCACUUUGAUAAUACGUUUCCUCUAUGGUCCUGGAUGGGCAUACACUUAUGUCACUUGUAAUUGAUUUGUGUACUAGAAGUAUCAGAACCAGUUUUUCCCAUAAAAGAAAUACAUUUGUUUCUUUAAUCACUGUACUAUAAUGUUUCAUUAUGGAGGAGGACCUAUGAGUGGUUGUAUGAGAUGGCCACCAACAAUUGGCAUGACAGCCCUCAGAGGUGAAGUACUGACCUAGCAGGCUAUCAUAUGUUUUAGAACUAUAUUAAGAAGCCUUAAGAGAAACCUUGCAAGAUUCA